Paramisgurnus dabryanus is the source of this 847-nucleotide messenger RNA. RefSeq names its product THAP domain containing 4 (gene thap4). Lineage: Eukaryota; Metazoa; Chordata; Actinopteri; Cypriniformes; Cobitidae. The record is from RefSeq and is a predicted model, not a curated record.
UAAACAGGAAGUAAAUACUUGAUGACAAACAACCGUAGCUCACCUGCGGAAAUCCCAAAUACGUUUAAUAUCACUUAAAGUUGUUCAAACCUGUGUGUUUGGAAAUCCAGCGCAAUGUCAUGCCCUUUCAAUCAAUCUGUUCGUAUGUCCGCAGCGGAGCUGAACCCCGCUGUGUUACCGCUGGAUUGGCUACUGGGUACCUGGCAGUCUGAUGAACCAGGGGAAGGCUCUUUCCCCACAAUCUCAUCUUUUCGUUACACAGAAACUCUACAUUUCUCACACGUGGGACAACCUGUGAUCAAUUUUAUGUUUAAUGCAUUCCAUGCUGAGAGCAAAAAGCCACUUCACAGAGAGUGUGGAUUUAUUAGGCUUCAGCCAGGCACCAAUAAAGUGGCCUUUAUCAUUGCACAAAACUCUGGUCUUGUGGAAAUUGAGGAGGGUGAACUCACUGGACAACAGCUGACUCUGCAAAGUACUGCCCUGGCUAGAACAUCUUUUGCCAAGGAGCCUCAUGUUCAGCAGAUCUGUAGGCACAUCCAGCUGAAGCCCGAUGGGAGGUUGGAACAGACCGUCUCUAUGGCUUUGCAAGGACAACCUUUGGCCCAGCAUUUGCACAUCACCUACCGAAAGACUUUGUGAUCAACUGAAGUGUGGCUUAAAGAUGCUUCUUGAACUUGAAUUAUGUACAUCUCAUUUGAUGCAAAAUAAUAUUGAUAUCUGAAUUUAUAUUGUAAAAGUUUUUUAUAUAACAAAGCCACCAACUUAUUAAAGUAGUUUGUGUACAAUGGUGAGUCACGGGGAAUGAAGAUAAUGCACUAAAAUAAAAUAAAAAGCACUGACAAAUAUC